CUAAACGGUCGGCUAGAUGGUCUGGGUGGUGAUAGCUGAAGAAAGCGUUCAGACGAUAAUAGAAGGAUUGUGUAACAAAUGUAAACUACAACUUGGUUUGCUAAUAGGACAGAAUUCGCAGCAGAAAACCUUUGUGGUGACUGCAGUAGCAACAGCGGUCCAAGAAAACGGAAAUGAAGGAGAUCUAGAGAUAGAUGAAGCUUGGGUAGUUGAACACGCCAGACAGGUUGCACGGAUGCUUCCUGGAGGCUUGGAUAUCAUUGGAGUAUUUCUUAUUUCAUCUUCUGAAUCUAUGACACAAUAUCAGAGUCAGCUUCGCAGUGUUAUGCACAAGAUAUGUAGGAUCUGCCAAAUGUAUGACCAACUAGCUAGUGUGGUUCCAGCUAGUACUCAGUCGCUUGAAAGAGUGUCGUUAGAAAUUUCUACAAUUACAAGAAAAUACACAUGCAGGGUUCUUGAUAUUUCUGAUCAUAAGGCAUCUUCACGAUCUGCCGACAUGAAAUUUCAGUCUUUUGUGUCUAAGUGGCACACCAUGUCUUGCCAAGUUGCAUUUGACUGGACGUCGUAUUUGCCAACAGUUGAUAAAUCUUUGAUUGCAAGCAGACAUCUUCAUAAUUAUAUUAGAAAUCAUUUGGAAACUUUUGGCAGAGCUGUCUUUCUGUGUGAUGGAGAACUAAGAGAUGAAGCUGAUCAACUAGAGAAGUCUCAAGUUGGAAAGUCUCAAAAGGUUCGUGCAAUAGGCAAGAAAACACACCACGUGGAAUUCUUUACAGAUAAUACUGAUGUUACUAUGCCUUCUAUAUCAACUGAAAAUUCAGAGAUGUGCUUACGUUUUCAAGGAAAUAUUCAAGGAUUGGCAUAUGUUCACUCCAAGGCAACAGUCGGAAAUGCAGUGUGUCUUCUUAGGUCAGAUAUUGUCAGAAGUGUAUUGGCACGCUGUGAUGUUAUGUCAGAUGAUUUGAUCAAUCAGUUUGUGGGAGAUGAAAGUUUGGCAAGCCAAAAGAAACAAAGUGAAAUGGGAUCACGAGUUGUGCCAAGAAGAGUACUUUUUCCAGUGUGCCACGAAAUCACAUUCUGUGACUAUGCAUUUCAAGAUGAAAGCCCACAGGAUGUUUGCGAGCGAUUGAAAGACAUUUUGGGUCUGGAGAUUACUGCAGACAAUCUACAGUUUUGUGAGGACAUUCCCGACAUUGAGACAAAAAGUGCUGUUCAUUCAGUUGUUGAAUCAGUUGGUGUAACUAGCAAGUUGCCAAGCACACAAUGGAAUUCGAGCAAUCGAUUCUGGUUUCUGGUCGUGUCAUUUGCAAUGGCAUGUGUAGCUGUUGUCAUCUAUUUGCAGUCAACUUGAACACUGACCGUUAUAAGGGCAUAAAAUAUAGAUCUCUCGACGUGAUGCGAUAUAUUGCCAUAUUAUUCCUGUGCCAGUGAUUGAUCUAAUACAUCUUCUGCCUCUUUUAUUUUUUCCAUCAACAGAUCCGGUGAAAC
This is a messenger RNA of Corticium candelabrum, 1485 nucleotides long. RefSeq names its product protein odr-4 homolog. The record is from RefSeq and is a predicted model, not a curated record. NCBI's taxonomy places the organism in Eukaryota, Metazoa, Porifera, Homoscleromorpha, Homosclerophorida, Plakinidae. Gene Ontology annotation, cellular component: endomembrane system. Bases 17 to 1348 code for a protein of 443 amino acids. The transcript is spliced from 13 exons. Gene Ontology annotation, biological process: intracellular protein localization.